Messenger RNA from Amaranthus tricolor (Joseph's coat), 795 nucleotides. RefSeq lists its product as uncharacterized. Gene Ontology annotation, cellular component: small-subunit processome; U4/U6 x U5 tri-snRNP complex; box C/D methylation guide snoRNP complex. Bases 156 to 542 code for a protein of 128 amino acids. Gene Ontology annotation, biological process: mRNA splicing, via spliceosome; maturation of SSU-rRNA; ribosome biogenesis. The record is from RefSeq and is a predicted model, not a curated record. The transcript is spliced from 5 exons. Lineage: Eukaryota; Viridiplantae; Streptophyta; Magnoliopsida; Caryophyllales; Amaranthaceae. Gene Ontology annotation, molecular function: RNA binding.
UAAAAAGCAUCCUGCAAGUGCAGACCCACCAAAGGAAAAUCUUCCUAUAAAGUUCAACACUUUUCUUCCCUUAUUAAACCCCUGCCCUUUUCUUGCUUAAUAAUUGUGUAUACUUCUACAAGGAGAAAAGCCCUUAUUCCCUCUCUUCAGCCACCAUGACAGGGGAAGCCGUGAAUCCAAAAGCAUACCCAUUGGCAGAUGCUCAAUUAACAAUUACAAUUAUGGACCUUGUUCAACAAGCUGCUAAUUACAAGCAACUUAAAAAGGGCGCUAAUGAAGCAACAAAAACUCUGAAUAGAGGUAUUGCUGAGUUUGUAGUUAUGGCUGCUGACACUGAGCCUUUGGAAAUUCUUCUGCAUCUUCCUUUACUUGCUGAAGACAAGAAUGUUCCAUAUGUUUUUGUGCCCUCAAAGCAAGCCCUUGGCCGUGCAUGUGGUGUAACUAGGCCAGUGAUUGCUUGUUCUGUUACCUCUAAUGAAGGAAGUCAAUUGAAAACGCAGAUCCAACAACUCAAGGACGCUAUUGAGAAACUAUUGAUUUGAGGGGUGAUUAGAUGCCUGUUCGGAGUGAUAGGUCUCUUGGAUUGUAAACGUCUGCUCCUUGGAGGCUUUGACUGAUGAAGUUGUUUGUGCCGAUAGGGGAUAGUCUUUUUUUCUCUUUUAUUCAAUAUUUUUGAAGACGGAAUAUUGAAAUACUUGAUUUGUGAUGUGAGCUAAAUUUAUAUUCUAUUGUUGGUGAUGAAUGAAAAUUUGAAACUUUAUUUCCUUUUGAGGUUACCUUUUUUUGUCUUGCCAA